AUGCUUUCGCACCGCACGCAACCGGGGGCGUAUAUUUUCGUGGCCGACCAGUUUCCGCCCAAAGACGGGCAUACCGUCAGCUUUCUCCAUCAGCCCACCCGCGUUAUCACCGGUGCGGAGCGGCUGGCGAAAACAACGGGCGCCGUGGUGGUAUACGCCGGCGGCGGCCGGCCCCUAUGCCAUCACGGAGAAAUUCACGGCGCUGCUGGAAGAAGACAUCCGCGAAACGCCGCAGCACUGGCUCUGGUCGCACCGCCGCUGGAAGCAGCCAUAGUUACCGUGCUUCCAGCUGCUUCAACGGAAUUUUGGCCAGGUAAACCGACGUUUUGCCUUCGUGCGAGGAGUAAUAGGUCGUCCACAACCGCCCCCUGUACACCAGCAUGCCGGGGUAACUGUUGUCGCCGGCGCUGGGCAGGUCAAUGGUUUUACGCACUUUGCCUUCGAGGUCGGUCACAUACAGCACCGUGCUUACUUUGGGUUUGUAUUGGCGGGUGCCGAUCACCAGCGUUUCAUUGUCGAGGAACAGGAAGUUGGGGCCGCCCAGCCGACGGUCCAUUUUAG
Adineta ricciae is the source of this 561-nucleotide messenger RNA. The record is from the annotation of a GenBank genome assembly. Lineage: Eukaryota; Metazoa; Rotifera; Eurotatoria; Adinetida; Adinetidae.